Molecule: messenger RNA, 1822 nt
Organism: Cimex lectularius (bed bug)
Lineage: Eukaryota; Metazoa; Arthropoda; Insecta; Hemiptera; Cimicidae
Product: neurotrimin-like
Exons: 7
Coding region: 87-983 (298 amino acids)
Biological process (GO): synapse organization
Cellular component (GO): neuron projection membrane
Source: RefSeq, a predicted model, not a curated record
CAGGUGUGAUGGUUCUAUACACGGAGUCAACUCAACGGGGCCAGUGAUAAUCCUCGUCUUUAAAGGGAGGUGGAGAUCCGGGACAAAUGGAUGUCAUGCUCAUCAUCUUGAGCAUUUGUCUCCACGCGUAUUCAGCAAAGGAGAUCGAUCGUAACCAAGACCCGAAUCUUGACGAUCUCCUCAAAAUGCUUUGGAUGGAGACGACAACUCAGAAAUCCUACGGCUACCCAGAUCGUACGACCCUUUCGCCGCCGUACUUCGAGAACGGCCCCAACCCCGUCAACAACACUGUCCAGCUCGGCGCGGAAAUUACCCUCCAUUGUAAAGUCAACGAUCUGUCCGAACAAAUGUCGGUCUCCUGGUUGAAAAGGCACGGAGAUAAGCUCAACUUGCUGUCCGUCGGCCUGGAAAUGUACAGCUCGGAUACGAGGUUCGCCCCCCAGUUCAAAGCUCCUAACGACUGGCAGCUGCGACUCACCCCGGCCGAGCAGGCGGACCAAGGCCAAUACGAAUGCCAAGUCUCGUCGCACCCACCCAUCACGCAGAUUUUCUUCUUGACGGUUGUCGUUCCAGAGCUGAAUAUAGCAGAUGAAAGGGGCCUUCCCAUAAAGAACAAGUUCUACAAUUCAGGAAGCACGAUAGAACUGAAGUGCAUCAUUAGCAAAGUCCCAGAGCCGACCCACUUGAUCAUGUGGCGGAUUGGCGAGAAAGUGCUGAAUUACGACACGACGAGAGGAGGAAUAAGCGUAAAAACAGACAUCUCAGACGAUGGAGCUCUAAGCCGUCUUUUCAUUGCUAACUCAAACCAGCAUGAUUCAGGAAAUUACACAUGUUCCCUCGGGGAACUUGCACAUUCUUCUGUUGCAGUAGUUGUGCUGAACGGCGAAGCUCCAGCAGCUAUGCACGUAGGGAUCAGCCACAGGUUGACCGCCUGCAAUAUUUUUUGGGUUCUACCCUUCAUCCUUCUCAUAUACUCUAGGUGACUGGCAGUUUAAGUGUGAAACGCCAAGAUGUAAGGGACAUGGUAAACGUAACCAGACUUCAAAGGGACUUAUUCCCAAAAAAUUUUGCUAUUAUCUGAUUGGUGUUAUAGCUAUUGAAAAAACACUAAAACGCUGAUACAAAACCUGUACAAAUCUGUGUAAUGCCCAUUUAAAUCUUUGUAUUUGUACUGUAAGUUCGAUCUAGUAGGUCCAGCUGGGCUCAUCUUAAGGACUUACUUUUUUUUUCAUUCAAACCUUAUGAUUUUCAAGCCUUAUGAUUAAAAUUGAUUAAUUUAAUAUGGCAUAGUGGCUAAACGAUAAAAUUCUGUACAAGCAUAAAAAUAAAUAAAUAGAUGUAUCUACAUUUUUUUAUAGAAUUCUUAUAGGUCAGACUUUUAAGACUUAUAGGCAAAAUAAUACGCAAGAAUUUCCCAUAGUCCGCAUAAAAUAAUAACUUCAACAAAUCAUAAUUUCUGGAUUUGUUUUGUUGCUUUCUAAAUGUGAAUUUAAAUCGGGGAAAAAUCCAAUUGUUGUAUGUACAGAGAAAGGAACAGAUGCAGAUAAAUGUUUAAAUUUCUGGCUAUAUUAUUGCCAAGUCGACUCCUAGAUUGUAGAACAGUCUAAUUUAAACCAUUCACUCUGAAGGCGGAAAAAAAUCAAAAUAAAAAACAAAGAGAAGGGUAUUUUUAUAGAAAUGUACUAAUUUUUGGCUCAACAUAUUGUUGAAGUUUUUGUGAUCGGUGAGGUGUACAUAACUCAACUGUAUAGAGUUUAUACACAAUGAAAUACCAUUGAUAGAUUAAUUUAAAUUUUAUAUAUGCUUAGAACAUAAAAUUUUG